Molecule: messenger RNA, 3843 nt
Organism: Anopheles moucheti
Lineage: Eukaryota; Metazoa; Arthropoda; Insecta; Diptera; Culicidae
Exons: 7
Coding region: 1-3843 (1280 amino acids)
Source: RefSeq, a predicted model, not a curated record
AUGACCUCGUCCAAUAGUGCUGAUGCCAGUGUGCCGGAAUGGAUGACAAAGGAAUACUUUGUGGAUGCUAUUGCGGUGAAGUUGGAACUCCCGAGCAGUGCCUUCACUAUCACCGAUCUUGAUGCUCGGAAGGCUACGGAGGCUGGUGAUAAUUAUGCGUCCAUUCUCUAUAGGGUGCGAGUUUCGGUUCGAGUGCAUGAUGGUGAUAGUCAAACGGACGUUUCGCUAAUAGUGAAAGCUCUUCCAAAUCUUGGACUAUCCGAUGAGAUGAUAAAAAUGAUGAACCUGUUCCCAAAGGAGAUGGCCAUGUACACGGACAUACUGCCCGCCUUGGAAGGCAUGUAUCAUGCGCGUGGUCGAACAAGUGUGUCAUUUGGUCCACGCUGUCUGAAGCACAGCACCGAACCGACCGAUGUGAUUGUGAUGGAAGACUUGCGCGAACGUCAAUUUACGAUGGCUAACCGACGCCAGGGAGUGGACAUGAACCAUACAAAACUUGUGCUACGACGAAUGGCACAGUUCCAUGCUGCUUCCGUUGUUCUGCAACAACAACGUGGCUCGUACGGUGAGCUGUUUAAGGAGGGAAUGUUUAAGGAGGCAGGACGCGCUAUGACUGAACAGUUUCAGAAAGGACAAGCCGAUUUCUUCCAGAAGAUGAUGUGCGGAUGGUCCGAAAAAGAAGCAUUCUACGCCAAUCUAAUGAAAUACUGGGGUAUGGAUUUGUUCGAUUCCCUCUUACUUAUCACCCGAGCCGAUCCAUCGGGAUUCAACGUACUCAAUCACGGUGAUAUGUGGUGCAAUAAUGUUCUGUUUCACUACAAAGAGGAUGGUGAGCCGAACGAUACCUUGCUGAUCGACUAUCAGCUCAGCUUCUGGUCCUCCCCAGCCCACGAUCUGCUCUACUUCAUUCUGACCUCCGUUAACGGCGAUUUGAAGCUAUCGCAGAUGAACUACAUGGUUCAAUACUACCACGAACAACUCGUUUACAGCUUUAAUUUCCUUGGGUACAAUGGCAAGAUCCCACUGCUAAAAGAACUGCACUCGGAUAUAACAGCGCAUCAUCUAUUCGGAUUAAUGGUAUGUUUCUCCAUUUUGCCUAUUUGCUUGAUGGAGAAAACAGACGAUGCGUCGAUGGAUUUGAUGUUGGAUCAGGGAGAUGCCGGAGUUGCCUUCAAGUUGAAAAUGUACAACAACCCUGUGUAUGUGAAACAAAUGAAGCAAAUCUUGGACUUCUUCUACGACAGAGGAGUGUUUGAUCUACUGCAGAUCGGAACCCAACGUGCGGCGCGGAUUGAAUGUGAUCCGUCUCUGGAACUACCGCUUUGUUUGGACCGAGAGUUUAUAGAGCACAUCGUAGAUUCUAAGUUCGGCAUCGACGAGAAGAAUAAACGCAUCGUCCGUAGUGUAUACGUGACUAUUGCAGCUAAGAAGGGCGACAGUUACGCAUCAGCGCUAUACUCGGCCAAGGCGAGUCUGCUCUGGAAGGAUGCAGACACGGAGGAGACACUAUCGCUCAUCAUCAAAGCACCUCCAAAGGGUAUUGCGGCUUCUUACGCACUGGACAAGGAUAUGCACGCGAGAGAGCUCUAUGUGUACGAACAUCUCAUACCCGCCUUUGAGGCACUGUACCGCAGCAAGGGAGUAUCGGUAAAGCUUGGACCACGCUACUAUACAUCGCGUGUCGGACUACCGGUGGAUGUGAUCGUACUGGAAGAUUUGACGAUUAGCGGGUUCCGCAUGGCUAAUAGACAGAAAGGAUUAGAUCAAGCUCACGUUGAGGCCGUACUCGAUCACCUGGCUCUGUUCCAUGCUGCAUCAGCCGUGUAUUGCGCGUCUGGCAACACCCUGCCAAAGGAUCUAACCGAGUCAAGUACGGACCGGGAAAUGGCGUCUAAAACAGAUGCGAUGUUUGCUCCCUCACUGGACAGCUUGUUCAAGUAUAUGAGAGAUUGGGAUUUCGCUGAAGAUUUCGUCGACGAUCUAGAGAUCGUUUCUAGACAGAUCUACACAUUGCUGGUAGACACUUGGACCAUCGACGUGAAUGGGUUCAAUGUACUGAAUCAUGGAGACGCGUGGCUGAACAAUAUUCUGUUCUCAUAUGACGAAGAGACGGUGAACCGUGUGGCAAUGGUCGAUUACCAGUUUCCAUCGUGGGGCUCACCUGUUUUCGAUAUAAUCCACUUUCUGUUUUCCUCUGCACGGAGAGAUGUAAAGCUUUCGAAACAGGCAUACUUUUUACGAUACUACCAGGAACGUCUGGUCCAUAACUUAGUGCUCCUCGGUUACAGCAAACGAUUGCCAACGCUGCAACGGCUUCACAUCGAUUUCAACAACCGUCUAAGUGCGGCCAUCAAAACUACCGUGAUUGAUCUUCCGUACGUGUUGGCAGAUCCGAGCGAAGACGCCACCCAGGAAGCAGCCAUCGUGCAGACAGAAGCAGGACAAAGAUUUCAACAGCUGCUCUUCGAUAACGAUCGUUUUAAGGAGCAUAUGAAGGAGCUGUUGCCCUACUUCCGAUCACGUGGAUUGCUGACGCCACUAGCGGCUAAUUGCAAACGGAUCUCCGGAAGUGAUUUGCUUGCUAGCGAACCUGUGCUUCUACACGCCCCUGUGCAAAUGGCUAACUUCGAGUGGAUCAAUAAUGAUCUGUUGGUGGAAUUGCUGGUACAGCAGCAUGGAACCAGUUUUAAGCGGCUUGUUUCUUAUGAGGUUAACUUUGCAACAAAAAAGGGAGAUAAUUACGCGAGUGAAAUGUACCGUGUGUCGCUACAUUACGAUACUGAUGUGUCUGUGAAGACGAGCAUUAUUCUCAAGGCGAUGCCAUCGGGAGAUCUUCAACAAAAAGUCAUGCAAGAGAACAGCAUCUAUCCUAGGGAGAUCGUGAUUUAUGGACAGAUCAUUCCCAAGAUCUACAAACUUUUGAGAUCAAUGGGUGAUGAUUCGGUCAUUUCGCCACAUUGUUUAAGCACUGCCACCAUUCCCAAGCAGAUGCUCGUGUUUGAAGAUGCGUGCGAGCAGGGUUUCAAAAUGGUUGAUCGUCGGUACGGAUUAGAUUUAGACCAUGCACGGUUGGUAAUUGUAAAGCUCGCCAAACUGCACGCCUGCUCGCGGAUGGUAUACGAAGAGGAACCCGCACUGUUCGAUCUCACGAUGGAAGGAUGCAUUUCUGAGGAUCCCAAGAAGCAGACAUUUCUACCAUACUAUCGGCGAUGCGUUCGGCAGGUGAUGCGCCUAGUAGCACAAUGGAACGAGGAUGGACGAUGGGAUCAGAUACAGCGAAAGCUGCAAAAGCUUCACGACAAGAUCAUUCCUUACGGGUGUGAUGUCUAUCGCAGAGAGGAGAAUUGCUUUAACGUGCUGAAUCACAACGAUAUAUGGCUAAACAACAUGAUGUUCUCAUAUGGCGACGGAACUGGAGUGAAAGAUGUACUGUUGCUAGAUUAUCAGCUUGCAUUUUAUGGUUCACCGGGGGUGGAUCUUAAUUUCUUCCUGUACGGUUCACUACAACCGGAAGUUCGUAUUGCACACUUACCGAAUUUAAUACAGCUAUAUCACACCACGCUUCACUCUACCUUGGAACAACUGUACUACACCGGAACGAUACCUUCCCUUCCAGACAUCCACGUGGAGAUCAUUCGCAAAGGAUUCCAUCGUGUCAAUGCCGUUUUCCAACAGAUGCCAAUUGCGAUGAUGGAACGGGCGGGAGAAACAGACAUGGAUCUCCUUUUGGGAGAAGGCGAACGCAGUGAAGCAUGUCGUCGCGAUCUCUUUGACAACCCGCGUUAUGUCAGUGUCUUGCCAGCGCUACUAACGGAGUUUGAUUUAAGUGGUUACUUAGAUUAA